Molecule: messenger RNA, 1296 nt
Organism: Fraxinus pennsylvanica
Lineage: Eukaryota; Viridiplantae; Streptophyta; Magnoliopsida; Lamiales; Oleaceae
Source: the annotation of a GenBank genome assembly
AUGGCCACGCUGCUUCGCAAGGUUUUGGGAUCCGUUUCUCAGCUCUCCGGUUCGGGUUCAAGCUCGAGCUCGAGCUCCGACCCGAACAUCAUGGAGGACCUGGAUCCGUUCAAUCAGAUAAUGUAUAUACAAACUUCAUCCACAGGUGAAUUUGAUCGGAUUCCGCUGGAUAUUUUCGUGCAAAUUCAGAAAAUACUAGGCCCCAAAGAGUCGACGAAGCUGAGAGCAGUGUGUAAAUCUUGGAAAUUUAUUAUAUCGGAUAAUAAGCUUUGGAUUUAUUUUCUACAAAGUCUGCAGGAGCCUUGGGACUCUAUUUUCUUUGCCGAAAUUCACUUGCGAUCCGGUUAUGCACUUCAAACGUUCGCCGGUCAGGCAGCUCAAGUGUCAUUUAUGCAUAUUUAUGGCCAACGUGUACGGGUCCCUGGAGCUGUCAUAAUUGAUGUUGGUUCUGGAUAUUGCAAAUAUGGUUGGAGCAAGUACUCCUCUCCGUCUGGGCGGUCAGCAACAUUUAUGGAAUUUGGUAACAUUAUGUCUCCAAUGCCUUCUAGACUUGGACAUUUUUUUUCAACAAUUUGCAGCAGGAUGCAGGUGAAAACAUAUACACAACCAAUUGUUGUAUCAGUUCCAAUUUGCCAUCGUGAUGAUACUGAGUCUGCAAAAGCUUAUACAAUACAGCUGAAGGAAGCCAUCUACUCUACAUUAUUUGAUAUGAAUGUUCCCGCUGUUUGUGUUGUUAAUCAGGCAACUUUAGCUUUGUUUGCCGCAAGAAGAACUUCAGGAAUUGUUGUGAAUGUUGGCUUUCACCAAACCUCUGUUGUUCCAAUUCUACAUGGUAAAGUGAUGCACCAGGUGGGUAUAGAAGUUGAAGGAGUGGGAGCAUUGAAACUUACAGGAUACCUCAGGGACAGAAUGGAACAGAAGAAUAUCCACGUUGGAUCACUUUAUACUGUGCGCACGUUGAAAGAGAACUUGUGUUAUGUUGCUCUUAAUUAUGAAGCCGAACUCUCUAAAGAUACAGAAGCAUCUUUUCGAGUUGCAUCAGAAGGUUGGUUUACACUCUCAGAGGAGCGCUUUCAAACAGGGGAGGUUUUAUUCCAGCCUCGCAUGGCAGGAGUGCAGGCGCUGGGUAUACAUCAGGCCGUGGCACUUUGCAUGGAUCACUGCCAUGAUGCUGAAUUGACAGCGGUGGAUAGUUGGUACAAAACUGUAAUAUUGGCUGGUGGCAGUGCAUGUUUGCCGGGAUUAGCAGAAAGAUUAGAGAAAGCUAUAUGGACUUCUCCCAGCAUCUAUCUCUAG